AUGCAGCUUUCCAUGGAAUGCUGCGUUGGAGCCACACAGGAAGAGCAUGAAGAGCAGGGAGCAGCUAUUUCGGCCAUCAAGACUUUGUCAGCCACCGCGGACGAGCCAAAGCAGACCCCGCCAGAUGAGACUGCGCCGGAGCCACAGCAGACAGAGGUGAAGGCGACGAUGAACACAGCGCUUGCCAAAGUCCAAGGUGGCUUGGGUCAGAUCUCACAGCACGUAAGUGAGAAGACUUCCCGGAUCGGUGGCCUGAGUCAGAUCUCACAGCAUGUGAGUGAGAAGACUGCCCAGAUCAAGCAACAGGCAAGCCAGAAAAUCAGCUCAGGCCGCUUUGGCAGGUUUACGGCGUGGUUUAAGAGCCUCUUCUGGGAGGAAACCGAGGCCGACGUUUCGGAGAUGUUGGCUGAGGUGGAGGAGGCAGCAAAAACGCUGAAGCUCGACGUGGAGGAGCCCGACGAAGGCGAGGAGCCAAGAGAUCCUUGGAAGACGAUGACCGCCGGCGACUUGGAGCGCUUGCAGCGUGUGAAGGGCGUGGAUGAGAAGUGCAAGGCAAGGUUGGAUGAGGCAACGGACCCGGAGAGCUUCUUCGCAUCGCUGAAGACAGUCUUGCUCAACAAAGAGGAAGGCGAGACCGAGAUUGCGAGCUUGCGAUGCGUGGCGUUCGAAUGUAUGCCGCAGUGGGACGCCCCGAUCGAUGUGACGUGGGGCAAAGGCCUGCUGCUGUUGACAAAGUUCCCGGACACGAAGAGGCAGUGCUUGCACUUGGCCAUGCAGGAGGACAUGGCCAAGUUCGAGGGCUCUGAGGAAGGCUCCCUGGCGGCUGUCGGCGUGUACCAUGAGAAGGCGAUCGGAACUGCCGAAGCUUCCGUGGGGAAGUUUUCCGCCAAAGGCUCCUACACGGCGACUCGCGGCUUCAAGUACUACACCAUCCAGCUGGACGUCGAGACCCAUGUCGCAGGCAUCAGCACAGAAAUGUCAGACGUGAUGCGCUUGCGCUGCCGCUUCGCCGGAGGGGGUCGCUGGAAUGCUUCCAAGCAGGGUGUAUGUUGCGGCGGGUGCACCCGUCGCUGCUUGAAGUGUAUCCUGUGCUUGCUGUAUUGUCUCUGCUGCUGGUGGUGCAAAUGCUGUCGCUGCUGCAAGCUCCGGUGCCGAGACUGUUGCAGGAGGAGCACUGUGACGACGUCGACAGCCGAGUCCAACGAGUGGAAGGGUUCCAUGGAGCAGCGCGAUCGAUUCACCGCGGUGUUGUCCCAAGUAUCCCAGGAGAAGCGGGACACGAGCUACACUUUCUCUGGUCGGGAGAAUGAGGGCCAGGAGAUCUGCGACUUCUCAAUGGAUCAGAUGCACACACUUAGCAUCGUUUACCAUCUGCCGGCUCAGAGGCCGCAAAUCUUCACCGCAUGGAUCGACCCGUCGCAGGGCGUGAAGCACGGCGUGAGCUUUGCGAACAAGAUCAGGACCAACCCGGAUCGCGCCGCGCAGACCUCCGCCAUCCAGGGGCCUUCCAUCCAGUCCGCUUGGGCGCCGAGUUGGCUCAGCGCUUGGAAAGCACGGUUCCUCUUCCCGAACAAGAGCUCAGCCGGCCAGAGCAACUCAUCCUUCCGUGCCUUCCAGCAGGUGGAUAAACAGCGCCAGCUCCUCACACGCAGGCAGAAAGUCUGGAUCGCGCUCCUGAUUCUCGGGAUCGUUGCUAUCGGUGUUAUCAUCUAUACACAAAAUCAAAAUCCGUACUGA
This is a messenger RNA of Symbiodinium natans, 1737 nucleotides long. The record is from the annotation of a GenBank genome assembly. NCBI's taxonomy places the organism in Eukaryota, Dinophyceae, Suessiales, Symbiodiniaceae.